Molecule: messenger RNA, 656 nt
Organism: Vitis riparia (riverbank grape)
Lineage: Eukaryota; Viridiplantae; Streptophyta; Magnoliopsida; Vitales; Vitaceae
Product: arogenate dehydrogenase 2, chloroplastic-like
Exons: 1
Coding region: 45-503 (152 amino acids)
Biological process (GO): L-tyrosine biosynthetic process
Molecular function (GO): arogenate dehydrogenase (NADP+) activity; prephenate dehydrogenase (NADP+) activity; prephenate dehydrogenase (NAD+) activity
Source: RefSeq, a predicted model, not a curated record
UUGAAAUCUUGCCUGAAGAGUUCAAUAUUCUCUGCACACACCCAAUGUUCGGUUCGGAGAGAGGCAAAAAAGGGUGGGCAGGCCUUCCUUUCAUGUACGAUAAGGUCAGAAUAGGAAACGAUGAUAUUAGAAUCUCAAGAUGUGGAAGAUUCUUGGAUGUUUUUGCAAGAGAAGGAUGCAGAAUGGUGGAGAUGAGCUGUGCAGAUCACGACAAGUACGCAGCGGAGUCUCAGUUCAUUACCCACACAAUGGGGAGGAUUUUAGAGAGAUUCGGGUUGGAAUCAAGUUCCAUUAACACCAAAGGGUAUGAAACAUUGCUGAAAUUGGUGGAGAACACAGCCAAGGACAGCUUUGAUUUGUACUAUGGGUUGUUCAUGUACAAUAGUAAUGCCAUGGAGCAGCUGGAGAAGUUGGAGUUGGCCUUUCAGUCUCUUAAGAUGGAACUUUCUGGGGAUUUGCAGAGUCUUUAUUCAAGGCAGUUGUUUGAAGAUGAAGGAGAGUGAGAUGAGAGAAACGUGGCGCAAAAGCUGCUCCCUAAUAGUGCUUUUGGAAACCACCUCUGACACUGGUGGUAGUGUUUAUUUAUCAUUCUAAGCUGUUCAUGUAUGAUGUACCAUAAUAAUAAAACUCUUUUUUGUUGGUUUGUUUGUCCGUCA